Molecule: messenger RNA, 1293 nt
Organism: Paramecium tetraurelia
Lineage: Eukaryota; Ciliophora; Oligohymenophorea; Peniculida; Parameciidae
Exons: 2
Biological process (GO): centrosome duplication
Molecular function (GO): zinc ion binding
Source: RefSeq, a predicted model, not a curated record
AUGGACAAAUAACUGAAAUAUAUUAAGGAAUCUCCUAUAUCUUAAAAAUAGUGCUUGAGGGUGCCAAAGUACAAAUUUAUCUGCUGCUUCAUAUUAUGGAUGUUGCUGCUCAUAUACCUAAUUUAAGAAUGGAAUAAUCAGUUACCCAAGAUCAUCAUUUCAAGAAUUUAUCAAGCAGAUCUCUUAUCACAGAAUAAGGGUAUUUAAUUGAAAUUUCUGUCUCAAACUCUUUAAUCCUUUGAUAAUGUAUUAGUUGUAGUUCAUAAUACAAACGAAAGUGAUUAAUAAUUAAUCCAAUCCAACAAAGAAGGAUCAUACAAUAUUCCCUUUGGAUAAUUUGAAAUAUAGAUAUGCAAUGAAUCAAAUCACAAUAUUACUUGUGCAAAUCAAAAUUAAAUUGCAGCCAUUUUGGGUGAUUCAAUAGAAAUAGAAAUAUUAUUACAAAUUACUCAAUAUAAUUAUGAGGAGUAGACAUUUUUUUAAGUGCCCAAAUCCUUAAAAUACUACAUUCAUAAGAAUACUCAACAACUCGGUCAUAUAUAAUACUAAAUAGUAUAGACUGAAAUUAGGAGCAAUGAUCUUUUUACGCAAAGUUAAACUUAUACUCAAAUAGAAGACGCUGUACUGACUUUUUCAUCUGUGAAUUAUGCAUCAUAUACAUUGAGUAAAAUGAAGAUUGGAGUGGAUCCAAUAAUCACUAAGAAGGUAGUGGCUUAUGAAAAAUUUUAUGUUUUCGCACUCCAACUAAUCUCGAUGAGUUCAAUUAUUUAUUUCAUAAACUUGAUGUUGAAGAAUCUUUAAAAAAUCAAAAGGAAGAAGUUGAAACUAUUGGACAUCAUAUCAAUUUACUUUCCUUAGGUCUAAGAUUAUAGAAUUAAAUUUAAUUUCUUAGGGUAAAUUAGUUCUGUAACCACUCUGGAUGGUGAAAUCAGAAACCUAAGGCAAUGGAGAUAGUUUUAUUAGAAAUAUUCACAAUCUGCUAAAGAAAAAUUGAAAUUAAAGAAUAUCAUUUAUUAUAUUUCAAGAUUGCAAUACAUAUGUAUGUCCUUACAAGAUAGAGAUGCGAUGAUGAAUGCUCACACUUUGGGAAUCAAAUUAAAUUUGCAACAGGAAAUUCAAAAUGAAACCACUACGAUAGAGUUAAAUGAGAUAGAUGAUCCAAUUGUUCUAAGGGGAUCAGACAUGGAUUUGUUGAGCCAGCCUACUGGACCUAUAUUUCUGGGAGAAAGCAAAAUUGGAUUUUAUAAGAGAAAUAGGGGAUAGAAUAUGAAUAAGAAGUUUUAGUUGAUUUGA